Messenger RNA from Radiomyces spectabilis, 1592 nucleotides. Its product is annotated as aspartate aminotransferase. Gene Ontology annotation, molecular function: pyridoxal phosphate binding; L-aspartate:2-oxoglutarate transaminase activity. The transcript is spliced from 6 exons. Gene Ontology annotation, biological process: L-aspartate biosynthetic process. Gene Ontology annotation, cellular component: cytosol. The record is from RefSeq and is a predicted model, not a curated record. NCBI's taxonomy places the organism in Eukaryota, Fungi, Mucoromycota, Mucoromycetes, Mucorales, Radiomycetaceae. The coding region runs from base 142 to 1437 and encodes 431 amino acids.
CGCUGAAAAUCCGUUUUAUCCGUCGGGAUCGCAAAAAAAAAAAAGCGCAAGGGAAAAAUCUCAAACUAUAAACAACAACCGACAUAAAUAACACACUCUCCGAGACCUAUUUAAAAUCGUAUCAGAUUCGAAAAAACAAACAUGUCUUCCAGUUCUUCUUCUCAACAACGUUUGAACCAGCUUACUUCUCAUUUAACUACCAUGGAAGGUUCUUCUGCCUCUAUUUUCCAACAAGUCCCUAAAGCCGCCCCGGACGCGAUCUUCCAUCUGACUGCUCAGUACAAAGCCGAUACCGAUCCCAAGAAAAUCAAUGUUGGUGUAGGCGCUUAUCGAACCGAUGAACUGAAGCCUUAUGUAUUGCCCGUGGUAAAAAAGGCCGAUGCGAUCUUGUUCAAUAACAAAGACUUGGAUCAUGAAUACCAACCGAUCGCCGGUACCCCCUCGUUUACCAACGCAGCCGUCAAGUUGAUCCUCGGUGAAGACAGUGUCGCGAUUCGUGAGCAUCGUGCCGUAGGUGUGCAGACCAUUUCCGGCACUGGAGCCAAUCACACAGGGGCUGUCUUCCUUUCACAAUACUACAAGAAGAGUAAUCACUGCUACAUUUCCAAUCCUACAUGGGCCAAUCAUCGCAAUAUAUUUUCGAUGGCCGGUUUCCAAGUGAACACUUAUCCAUACUGGAACGACAAGACACGCGGCUUGGAUUUUGAAGGCAUGCUGCAGUGUAUGCGGGAUGCCCCUGAUGGCUCCGUUUACAUCUUGCAUGCUUGCGCACAUAACCCGACCGGGGUCGAUCCCACCAUGGAACAAUGGCGUGAAAUCGCUGAUGUCAUGCAAUCCAAAGGCCACUUCCCCUUCUUUGAUUGUGCCUAUCAAGGUUUCGCCUCGGGCGAUCUUGACCGUGAUGCUGCGGCCGUUCGUUACUUUGUCGAAAGAGGAUUCGAAUUAUUCGUGGCGCAAUCGUUUGCGAAAAACUUUGGCCUCUAUGGUGAACGUACCGGUAAUUUGACAAUUGUUGGAAAAUCACCUCAGGUGGCGCAACACAUUUUGUCACAGAUUGAGAUUGCGCAGCGUGCGGAAAUUUCAAACCCUCCUGCCUAUGGUGCACGUAUUGUCGAUAUUGUUCUGAAUGAUGCCGCACUGUAUGCCGAAUGGAAGGAAAACCUGAAAUACAUGUCCAAUCGUAUCAAGGAAAUGCGCCACGCCCUUCGCAGUCGACUGGAAGAAUUACAAACGCCAGGCCAGUGGAAUCACACCACUGAUCAGAUCGGCAUGUUCUCUUUCACCGGUCUCAAAGCUCCUCAAGUCAAGGUGCUCAAGGAGAAAUAUCACAUUUACAUGACGGAUAACGGACGUGUCUCCAUGGCGGGUCUUUCAACCACAAAUGUCGACUACUUUGCGAGAGCCGUGGAUGAUGUCGUCAGAAAUGUUUCUGUAUAAAAGAACCCCCAAUUUUAGCUUGCAUGAUAAUCGUCAUUCUUUACAUCCAAUACAUUCAUUAAUUUACGUGCUUCAAAGUCGUCCUUUGUGAAUUUGUUCUUCAGUGCAAUGAUGCCUUCGUAGAAUGGUCCAGAUAUCUGCCCAUAGCACAUAUC